Molecule: messenger RNA, 1197 nt
Organism: Triticum turgidum subsp. durum (durum wheat)
Lineage: Eukaryota; Viridiplantae; Streptophyta; Magnoliopsida; Poales; Poaceae
Source: the annotation of a GenBank genome assembly
AUGGCGAAGAUGGCAAGGUCGACCAGGAGGACGUCUAAUCUCAUUUGCACCCUGCUGCUGCUCUCGCUGCUGCUGCUUACCUGCUUCUUCCAGCAGGCCAGCGGCCAUGGCGGCGUCGACCACGGUGACGGCGAUGAGGAGGACGAAGAUGGCCACCACGGCGACGCGGGCGUCGGCGGGGGGCUCCGGUCCAGGGGGCUCAUCGCCGUGAAGGUGUGGUGCCUGGUGAUCCUGCUGGUGUUCACCUUCCUGGGCGGCGUGUCCCCCUACUUCUACCGCUGGAACGAGGCCUUCCUCCUCCUCGGCACCCAGUUUGCCGCCGGCAUCUUCCUCGGCACGGCCCUCAUGCACUACCUCGCGGACGUCACCGAGACCUUCCACGCCCUCACCGACAGCCCCUACCCCUUCUCCUUCAUGCUCGCCUGCGCCGGCUUCCUCCUCACCAUGCUCAGCGACGUCGUCAUCGUCGCCGUCGCCAACAGGCAGAGGGUCAACCGGGCAGCUCCCAUCCAGAAAGAGGCGGAGGAGGAGGGCGAGUCAACGUCGGAGGGGCCGGCGGUGGCGCACGCGCACCCUAUGCUCAUGACGGCGACAUCGUCCUUCGAGGACGCGAUCCUCCUCAUCAUCGCUCUCUGCUUCCACUCCAUCUUCGAGGGGAUCGCCAUCGGCGUUUCAGCGACGAAGGGAGAGGCGUGGAGGAACCUUUGGACGAUCGGGCUCCACAAGAUCUUCGCGGCGGUGGCCAUGGGCAUCGCGCUCCUCCGGAUGAUCCCCAAACGCCCAUUCCUCCUGACGGUGCUCUACUCGCUAGCGUUCGCCGUGUCAAGCCCGGUAGGGGUGGGCAUCGGCAUCGCCAUUGAUGCCACGGCGGAGGGCUCGGAUUGGACAUAUGCUAUCUCCAUGGGCAUCACCACGGGGGUCUUCGUCUACAUUGCCAUCAACCACCUCAUGGCCAAGGGGUACCGCCCGCAGCAGCCAAACUACUUCGACAAGCCCAUCUUCAAGUUCCUGAGUGUGCUCACCGGCAUAUCCGUAAUCCUGCAGCACCUACAUUCUAACAGAUCGUGGGUACAAUCAACGAUCCCUAAAGAAAUAAUUGAGCAUCUAAACCUUCCAAUAGGUCGUGGGUACAAUCAACGAGCCACCCGUCACAUCAGAGGCAAGAUGUUAUUUGAAGAAACAAUCUAUAUAUCAUAA